AUCCUGUACAUGGUCCACAGAAUGUGGAGGUUGUUGACAUCCGAUCUCGGCAGCUGACCUUGCAGUGGGAGCCCUUCGGAUAUGCUGUGACUCGUUGCCACAGCUAUAACCUGACAGUCCAUUACCAGUAUGUGUUCAACCAGCAGAAAUAUGAGGCGGAGGAACUAAUUCAGACGUCAUCACACUAUACUUUGCGGGGACUGCGACCAUUCAUGACUAUCCGACUGAGGUUGGCUCUUUCAAACCCAGAGGGCAAGAUGGAGAGUGAAGAGCUGGUAGUUCAAACUGAGGAGGAUGGUAAGGAAAAAAGAAAGCGCUAAUGACUUAAAAUGUUAAAGUAGUUGAAAACACAAGUUGUGACUAUCAGUGUGUACACGUGCAUACACAUGGACAGCCACAAAAUGCAAGGGAGGCAAUAAUAAUAAUAAUAAUAAUAAUAAUAAUAAUAAUAAUAAAUAUUUAUAUCACAAUCGUAACUAGCCUGAAUGCCCUAUUUAAGUAGAUGACCUGAGCAAUUCUGAAUACUCCUUUCUUGUGGGUGGAAAUUUUAGAAGAAGGUAUAAGUAUUGUAAACAAUAACUGCUUUUUCUCAUGUCCUUCCUAGUUCCUGGACCUGUUCCCCUUGAAUCGAUUCAGGGUGGACCUUUUGAAGAAAAGAUCUACGUUCAGUGGAAGCCACCAAAUGAGACUAAUGGAAUAAUUACACUCUAUGAGGUAAGGGAAAUUGAUUGUUAGAUGAUGCAAGAUGUACUUCCACCUGUGGUGAAUGUGGCAUAGAUGCCUUUUAGGUGUUGGCUGUGUGUCCCAAGGCCUGCACCUGGUGUUGGGAAGAAAAAUCUAUGAAAAAUACUGCAGACUAAAACUCUGGAAUAGAAGAAGCCUAGGGGCUGCCUUAUUUCCAGGUAUAAUUAGCACUACAUGAGUAGUUUUACUGCAUUGCAUGUGCAAAUGCAUUUAUACUUACAUUUGUGCGGUUGAUAUUGUCUCAUGCCCACCAGUUGGUGGUCAUCUUCUGAUGUGGGUUCAUAGAUAAUGGCAUCCACGUUGCAUCUUCUCUGUGCAGUGUCUGGCAUUUGCUAUAUGACAAUGUAUUUGCUAAUAACUGCUGGGAAUCUUAGGGCCUGCAGACCGCAUCUAGUCAUUUUACUUCUCACUGUAAUUCCUUUUGUUCUGUAGGGAAAAACAAAUAUCCUCUUUUCAUAUGAGUUGAGUUGUUGUUGGUAGAAAUCCUUUCUAGGUUGGAAGCAACCCACAGUCCUUACAAUAUGUACUCUUGGCCUGCAUACAGAUUUCCCUGAGCUUUUCUGUUAAGUGAAAUAAUAGUCUUUUGGGAUCAUUAUCCACAUCAUAAUGGAUAAUGGCCAUAGCAGAGAACUGGGGUGGGGGUUGCCUGUGGGCAGGAUAUCAUUAUUACAUUAAUUUUAAUCCACUCUGAGAGUUCUGUGUGCUCAAGAGUGGGGCAAUCAUUACCAAUAUAAAAUAGAGGAAGUGAAAAAUCAGCAGUGUUGACAAGGUAGCCAAAUGAAGUUCAUGAACUCCUGUACAAAACUUAGGUCCUGAACUCUGUAUGACGGCAGCAAGGGAUUAAAUGUGAAUACUAAAAUUCCAUCUAGUUUCCUGCCUAUAAUUUUCUUGAAAGGCCCAUUUGAUGCACUGGAAAAAUAUAUUUUAAGGUAGAAUACGAUCUUGCCUGUUGCGUCUCAUUUCAACCACUUCUAUGACUGUAGCAAUUCUACCGGUUGUCUGUGCUGUAAAAACAGAUGGCAGAGGGCUGGCUGUUUGCAGCAAGGUUAAUGUGCUGAGCCUCUCACAUCUGGAAACAUGAUUUUCGAAAGUGGUUUGGGUCAAAGUAAGAAAUUGAGUUGAAUAGUUUCAGCUGAGUCUCUGGUGGAUGUUUGCACAUGUCACUAAAAGGCUUCCACAAUUUGUUCUUCCUUGUAAUGUCUGGGCAAAGGAAAUCCUCAGCUACAUGAGGCAUUAGUGUUGAACAUUGCAGCUGAGGCACAUGGCAGAUUGGUAUAUGGGAAAUGGUUUGCAAAUGAAUUAAGACAAUACUGUUUUGUUUCACUGUUUGGCAUGACAGGUGUGGUGCAGAUCCCAGAACGUGAAGGCAGAUAAUAAGCUGCACACUGAAUCUUACCUCAGUGGAAACUGUUUUCUGGGAAUCUGUAUGAUCUUGUGAGUUACUAUGAAAAUAAAAGAGCAUCAGUUACAAUGAAAAAGAUAACACCUUGUAAUUUUUUAGAGACAGUUUGCCAUUUACACUGCCUGCAGGUACAGAACACUGGAAGGAUUUUCCCACUCCUGAAGUUACUUAUCCGACUGAACAGAUAUAGAGUGGGGGUGAUGCAUCAUAAAAAUCAUCUUGGUUGAUUCCACAUAAAAGUGUUUAAUUGAUAAUGGUCAUCAUUUAUUCAUUCAGCUUGUUAUAGAGCAUCCAGAUGAGAUGGCUGAGAAUGUGCACUGACCACAAAAUUGGUUCAGGCUCUACUUCAGAUCUGUUGGUCCGCAGUGAUUUGGAGAUUUUUCCUGUGUGUGUGUGUGUGUACACACACACAAUUUUAAAAAUAAAUCAUGCAAUUAUGGGCAAAUUAAUAAUAAAUGAAUGAACAAGAAACUUCCCACACUGCAAAUAAAUAAGUUAGAAAGAAUCCACCACCAGGAAACAAGAAAUUGAUAAUUAAAGCCAUGUUGUGGCUGCGAGGGGAGGAAAUCUGUGGUUUAACAAUUGCGAAUGUGUGGAGAGGAAAUUCACCUCUUACUGGAUUUCAGGUGGGGGAGCAAGGGACCUAGGUCAUCAUGAAACUCAUCUCCCCUCCAUUUCCCCCUUUGCUUUGCCCUUCAGUCCCAGGCAUGACAUUACUGAUAUCACCUAUUUAAGGAGGCAUUUCCUGUUUCCUGGCAGUCUCUUUAAUUACUUCAUUUUAUUUUAUUUUUAGGGUAAUUGCAUAGCUGCAUAAUUAUGAUUAUAAAUUGGUGGUUGUUGUUUUUUUAAAAAACAAGCAAUUAAAUAGUACACUGUGGGGUCAUGGUGGUGACCCUACAGUGUGCAGAGUUGUGUCCUUAAUGAAUGAGCAUUUCUUUUCCCCUGGCACUUACACUUACCUAGAAGUAAAUCCUACUGAAAACUACCUUCUAAAUAUAUAUGCUUAGGAUAAAGCUAUAUUGGGCAGAUUUUCAUGUGGUGUGGUGAAGUGAAGUGGUCACUCCCAUGAAGUUCGUUCAUCAUUUGACAACCAGGAGAAGCAAAAUACAUCAGAAUGGAAGAUUUGGAAGAGGGGAAGCUACUGCUGAUAUUUAUCAAGAAUCUUGUCAUUUGGGGCAGGCAAGGGAACCCAGACUGAAAUACCCCCAAUAUUUUAGCUUAUAGAUGCUAGUGGAACCAUAAAGUCCAUGUCCCACAAAAGCUGGUGGCUUGUUCUUUCCAGGACUGGUCCUUUCAUUAGGCAGAAUAAUGCAGGCAUCUAUCAUGAUGGGUGCUGGUGGUUGGGGGGGGGGCAGGUGUGUAGCCCUCUCUGCUCCCUUGGUCAUUUUUCUUGAUUCCCUGACCAUUUACCUAUGUUGGAACAAAGAUAUGUGUGCGCUGUGUGCACUGUGCCUCUUAAGCCGGGGACAAGGAUAUCUAAGGAAGUGUCUCACCCACUUCUCAGAUACAGAACUGCUGAAAAUAUCAUACGCCCCAGAGUUGCACUCUGCUUUGUUGUUUUUUGAGUUUCUAUGGAUUAUUUUAUUGUUUUUUUAAAAGAGUUUGUUGAGUGGAUUUUAUAAUUUUUAGAACUUUUGUUUGUGUGUUCUGUUCUGUUUUUAUUUUGUAUACCACUCUGAUGGUCUUAUGUUGUCAAGCAGUCUAUAAAUUUGUAUAAUAAUAAUCUAACCUGCUGUCUCAUAACUGAUGUUGACAUAAGAUUCAGCUCUCAGUUUAGUUUGACUUCCGUAAAUUGAGUGAGGACUACCCUCUCCUUUGCCUCAGCCAGUAAAAAAUGCCUUGUGAUAGCCUUGAGUCUUUCUGGCAAAAGUUGGAAUGCUAUGCUUACCUAGACAGGCUGCCACCAUAACAUCUGUCCCAGUGCUUCAAAUACAAGCUGUCUUGGCCAGCAGUUUUAGUUUGCAAGUUAUUAUAUCCUUGCCAUAAUGUUGAUUCAUUCAGUCAAUCAAUAACAACGGCUGACCUUACAGACUCUAUACAGUGGUACGUCGGGUUAAGUACUUAAUUCGUUCCGGAGGUCCGUUCUUAACCUGAAACUGUUCUUAACCUGAAGCACCACUUUAGCUAAUGGGGCCUCCUGCUGCCACUGCACCGCCACUGCACGAUUUCUGUUCUCAUCCUGAAGCAAAGUUCUUAACCUGAAGCACUAUUUCUGGGUUAGCGGAGUCUGUAACCUGAAGCGUAUGUAACCUGAAGCGUAUGUAACCUGAUGUACCACUGUACAUCCAGAUACUGUAUAGCUAAAUAGAGCCAUGAGUGCCCGAAGGGACCAAAAAGCCAUCAACGUAAACCCACCCUUCAAGGAGAUCAUCAUGUUAACAACCUGCAGAUCUAAAAGCCUAACUAUCUUCACACCCCUAAUAAGACUUCUUAGGAUAUAGAACACUGUUAUGGCUAGCACAUGCAGACCAACGGUGAGAAGGAAGUUGCCAGCAUCAACCUCCAAGCCGAAGUAAAGUCAUGAUAACUUUAGUCAGAUACGGGAAAGCUUUGGCCCUCCAGAUGUUACUGAACUACAACUCCUGUCACCCCUGGCCAUUGAUCAUGGUUGCUGGGGUUGAUUGGAGUUGUAGUUCAGCAACAUUUGGAGGGCCAAAGGUUCCUUGCACCUGACUUUAGUUCAUAAAUAACUACCUCACAGUGUAAAACACUUUAUACUUCCAAUGUCCCCGAUGAGACUUUUAUGACACCCUUGCUGCAGUGUGGUGUAUUCUUCACACAAACACUAUUUGCAGUGUUUAAUAAAUCAAAACUACAGGCUUGCUGAUUAAGAAAGUGGUUUUAAAAUGUUGAGUUCCACUUUUUCCCGUGAUUCAUUGAAUCCAGGCAGAAAGGGGUUAUAACACACAUCACACAGAAUGUACACCCUCAGAACGCAGACAGAAUCUAUUCCAAAGUGGCAGGUAGCUAACUAUUCAAGGCAGGCAGGCAGAUGAUUGUGGAUGUGAUGACUAGAGGAUGUUGAGCAGACGGAGACAUGGGUUACAAGAAAAAAGAGAGAUCACAGUUGCAUUUUAAAAUCAGUCAGGAAAGAAAACUGAUAGGUGACAGAGCUAAAGAGAGACACUUGAUGUAGCAAUGUGGAAUGAUUGCAGGCAUGCCUGCGCAAAUGUUUAAACUAUGUAUCCGAUAGGCAGUGUAGCUUUUGCAAAUAAAUAAAUGUUUAAAAUGGUGCAGAAUGGAUACUUUAAGUCUGAUCCUUUAAGCAUCUGCAAUGGUGGUGGGGCAAAGACACAAGCUCUGAACCCCAGCAGAGUGAUGUAUUAGGAAAGCUGUGUGUGUGUGUGUGUGUGUGUGUGUGUGUGUGUGUGUUGAGAAGCAUUAUAUGGAUGCUCCGUUAAGUCCAUUUCCUAUCUAGAUGUGAAUGGCAGAACUAAUACAGUUCAUUAAGGUUUCUCUAUUCUUCUGAAAGCUUCCCUCCUAUGAGUCAAACGUUCAAAAUGCCUAAGAGGCAUCACUCUGAAUGAUGUAGACUGUAUGAUGAGGGCACUCCUGCAGCAUUAAUGUCAUUGUCCUGAAUUUGUAAAUACAAAUAUGUGGAACUUAUUGAAGAUGAUGAUGAUAUUUACCCUAACCAUAAAUUUGUAAGCCUCGUAGCCACAGCCGUCUGCAUUUCUGUGCCAUGUGUCUGUGUGUGUGUGUGUGUGUGUGUGUGUAUGUAUAUAUAUGUGUGUGUAUAUAUAUAUAUAUAUAUAUAUAUAUAUAUAUAUAUAUAUGAUGGAGGGAAGUUUUAAAGGGGACACAGAUUUUCACAGGUUUUCAUGGUAUCUUGAGCUGUGUUCUAAGAACUAGUGUUCUUUGUUUUUUUUUAAAAAAAAUCUAAAUUUGAAAUCCUUUUUUUUAAAAGUCACCGUGACAAUCUGGAGUAAUGCAAGCAUUCUUCUGUCCAUCUUUCCCAGAAUACCUAGUUAGCAGAAGAGAAGAGGCAAUUAAGGCAAGCAGGUAGGAGUGGAAUUAGGGUAUCAAUAACGCAGUUGGCAAAAAGAGGGUGGGGGGGUCCAGCACUGGCAGUGGGAUCCAUAAAUCAGGAUCUUCUUAUGUCCUUAAGAUGCUACAUCAGGGUAGAGGCAUAGGUUGUGCCACAGCUGAUGUGUCAGCAGAUCAUGCUGCCUGCAUCCUCUUGUUAACCUUCACACAUCCUUAAAAUCCUGUAGUAUCACUCAAAUGUCAUAUGAGUGAAGCGAGCUAUUGAUAUGUGACUUUCUCAGUUAAUCUAAUUGUGUCACACAUUUCAAAUUAUGGUAAUUUAAAGAUACCACACAUGGGGGGGGAAUGAAUUAAUUUUAAAGAAUCAAUUAAGCCUUGGCACUAUUUAAACAUGGUAAUUUAAAGAUACCACACAUGGGGGGGGGGAAUAUGUGCCUAUCCUAUAUCUGAACUUAACCUUCUUUCUGGUUUUCCUUCUUAUUGCGUUCAUAACAACUCUGCAAUUGUAAUUAGAUGAAUCUAGUAGAAUGUCUAAUGUUUUCAAGGGGAAAGAGUUGGGAUUCAUUUUAAAGCAUUUCUGCUUCUAUCUCAGUCAAAACGAGUUUCUAGUUACUGGUAUGUAUUUUAGCUUGCAUUUAAAUGCAGGCUUCUAGAAUACCUCUGGGAUUCAUACAAGCCAGAAAGGAUCCCCAUCUCCACUUUUGUCCUUCAGGCUAGAUGGAAUGUGUACUAGAUUUCUUGCAGUUCCUUAUUUAUAAAAAAUCCCCACCACCACCAGUAGAGAAGAAGAAUUGGUUCUUAAGAGUUUAUAAUCUUCCCAAGAGGCAAAUUUGGGGGAAUAUAAAUAAUGUUAUUUUUAAAACAAUACAACAUCUCCAACUUUGCAUUAGAACACCAUCACUACUCUAAAAUGGAACAAAGACUAGAAAGCAUGAUAUUAUUUCUUCAGUCAAACUGCCUUUACUUUGGCUCAAUAUUCUUCAUCCUCAAUUUAGCAAAUAAUGCACUUUUUAAAGGGAAAAAGAACUGAUUUGGGUGUUGAGCAAUUGGCUUAAUUGUACGGGGGGGGGGGGGCAGGAAGCAAUAGUAAUAUCAAGGUGAUAUUCUUCAUAGAUAUGGAGGGAAGGCAAACAAAAUCACAAUGAAAUGGAUAGCUGGGCUCCACCAAAAUGCAGUCCAGAAUCCCACCACCACUACCAAAGUGGUGGAAAAUUGGUUUCUACAACAAAGCAAUUAUCUGAUUGCUUCAUUAUUUGCCUUUCAACAAUGUGGUGAACAAUCCACAUUCUACUGAGCAGAAAGGAAAACUGAGAAUCCUCCCAGAGUAAAAAAUAAAUUUAAAAAAUAACACUUCAGUUUUUGUUUUUUAAAAGCCAGUCCAGGACACACAUUCAGUUAUGUGAAGAUAACUUCUCAACAAUUGAAAUAAAAAUCCCAGGCCUGUUUCUGUAAGCACCCAGCCAUAACUAUGGGAUGAGAAAGAGGAAAGGGGCUCUGUAGAGCAAAUCCUGGAACAAACCCUGAGGAGCACCAUAAGGGAACGUGCCUGUCUUUACUUGGGAAAUGGUUACCUUAUGGGCGCCAUAGGCAGAAUCAGUUUAAACUGGCUCCACCAAGCUCCAAGUUACCCUCACGCCAGUCCUGGUUCACCCUGUUCCAAGGUAAUAGGGAACAAAUGAUGGGUAUUCAGUCCCAAAACAGCUCUAAAAUAAACUUAUCUGUAAAUUCUAAAUACUGCAGUAGCUUCAGAUGCUGUGUACCAUUUACAGCAAAAAGAUGAAAGGAGAGAGGGGAUUAAAAGCAUUAUGUGGAUCAUUUCUUCAGGAUAUUUAGAAUCAGACACAUUCCAGAGUGAUCUCUCCUGUUACUGAUGCAUUGUGGAAUUCUGCAUACUAGGUUUGUUAACCUCCUUCUGGAAACAUUUUGCUGCUUCUCCAAAUUGUCUUGGCUUCCUCCAGUUCAGGAGUAUGGCCAAAAGCUCUUCUUAUCCAUUUUUUUUUAAUUGAAUUGCUGAAGCAGUGCAAAGUGAAACUAAUCUGGAUUGUACCACUGUAGACUGGAGGUGGGCAAGUGCAUGACUGAAUGUUCUGCCUACUAAAAAGUUAUCUGCGCACAGAAAGGAAAACGUCAGGGGGAAAUGUUCUCGAUUCACUGUCUCCCCGGCAUAGAGAUGGAUGAACCCACUGAAGUCUGGCCCAUUUGAGUUCUACAUAGGGAUGGGGAGGUACAUAAAAUUCUGCAAGAAAUAUGAUUAAAAGCACAUUGAGGCAGUCUGAAGGCUAAAGCACUGCCCUUUUAAAAAACCCUUUCUAAAGACUACCAAAAUAAUGUCACCUAAAGAUGUCACCCCAGCCUGGAGUAAUUAUUAUGCAUAUUACUGUCAUACCCUUUGAGUUAGAGCAGGCAUAGGCAAACUUGGCCCUUCAGAUGUUUUUGAGACUACAAUUCCCAUCAUCCCUGACCACUGGUCCUGUUAGCUAGGGAUGAUGGGAGUUGUAGUCCCAAAACAUUUGGACAGCCGAAUUUGCCUAUGCGUGAGUUAGCAUGAUAGUACUUGUAUGGUGGCAGGGGCAGGGCAGAGUGGGGGCAGUGGCAGAGCUUAUGCCUGCGCUGCCCAGGGCAAGCACACUCCCGAGGGUGCUGUGGCACCCUGCCCUCCCAGGCACGGGAUAGCUCAGGGGUGGAGGAAGGGGGUGGGGGUGGGGCGGAUGGCCCCGGUUGUCUUCACUGAGGGGGGUGACAUUUAGCGCACCACCCGCCUGCGACUCCCAAGCCUUCCCCAGCUGUCAAAACUAUGGCUCGGGGUAGGCUUUGGAGUCUCAGGUGGGUGGCGUGCCAAAUGUCAUCCCCCCUCAGCGAAGACACCUGGGGCAGUCCGCCCCCACCACCCCUCCUUCCUCCGCCCCUGAGUGGGGGUGGGGAUGUUAUAUUCAACAGGAAAGUCACCUGACUUUGGAAAAUCAGACAAAGCACCACCUUAAGAGCAAGGCACAGUGUGAUGUCAGGCCCAGGUGCAGCAAUCUGAGGCAACCAGACAGGCACCAAGGUGACUUUGUUGUUGUUGUACACCCUUAAUUUCUAACACACUUGAAACAUGGGCCCAUAUUUAAGAGCAUUUUUUGGUUUCGCUUUUUCUACAUGCAUUCCUGCAGUACUGUAAAACAAUUUACAGAUGAGGUAUUCUCUGUGCUUUUCCAAGGAGCCUAUUUUUUUUAAAGAAAAAAAAAAACUUAUACAGUUCACAGGAAGCGCUGGCACAGCAAGUUGUAUGUGUAUUAUAGCAAAAUAUUCUUAGCCCCAAGGACUGAGAGGGGUACAGUACAGGAGAUUGAAUAACCUCUAGAUGCUUUAAUCUUAUCAAAGCAAUUUCUAUAGUUGUCAUUUUAUGUGCUAUUAAACUGAACAAUGCUGUUCUCCAAUAAAGCCAUUUGAAAUAACAGCUCAUUAAAAUUGCUUCUCUAAUAUAUAGCUUUCUAAUUAAUGUCAAUGGGUUACAGAGCUUGGGAAGCAGAAUUGACUAUAAUGUUUGGGAAGUAGGUAAAAUAAAAAAUAAUAUAUAUUUUAUCACUAAUGACCUUUUAGUAAACCUAAUGAAAUCCUUAAUGGUCUGUAUACAUCACAGUAGAGCUCACGGUUGCUUUGUUAUCCACUUCAUUUUCCCACUUUACAUUUACGUUGCUCCAUUUAGCUUUAUUUAUAGCCAAUGAAUAAAACACCAUUUUCAGGGAAGCAUGAGUAAGACGGCAAGAACCCAGAAAAUACAGUGGAUUAUGAACAAUACACUGUGGUCCCAGUUUGGGGGGAAAGGAGGCAGUUAGCUAUGGAUGAGAAGCACACCAUACCUCCUUGUCUUCAUUAGUAUUGUUAGAAAAAUUGGGUGCCACCCCCCUCUCUACCAAGCUGGAGCGAGAUUCCAAAGGGUUCCAGGCACUCACCCUGGGUCUAUGGUUCUUUGCAGGAUUGAGACAUGGCAGAGACUGUCAUAGCUUUAAGACCUUCAGUCUUUAUGGAGGGAGCUGAGAUCUUACAGCAUGGUCAUUUCAAGAGGGUCUUGUACUCUGCAGCAGUGCAACCCCGGAUUCAAAGGCAUGUCUCCCAUCCAACCUGCAGCCAGCCAGCCCAAGAUGGAUCCCAGUCUUCCUUCUUUCCUUCUUCUUCCCAGCAACACUUGCUCAAGAAUCUUUUUCUGUCACGUCACACCUUGGCAACCUUCCAAACCCCCAAUCUCUCUUUGCACCUCAGAGCAAGGGGGCGGGGGGACACAGUUCUGUUGUAUUGCCAAUGGUCCUCAGUGGCCCUCUAGUGUUUCUUAAUGGCCCUAGCUUGGCCGAGUCAUUUUGCAUAGGCUUGCCCAGAAAUUCCUCUGCAGCUUGUUUUUCUCCCUUCACAUCCCAAAUAAUCAAAAUCCCACCAUUUAUAAAUUUCUAGAGUUUAGGGGGCCCCCUCCCAAAUCUAUAACACUGACCCCCCAUUUAGCAAAAGGGACAGAUUUACACAGCUAUGCAGCAGAAAACAGUACAGCUACUGGCAACAUUCAGAGCAAUCCACCAAAGCAGAUAAUAGCACAGUGACACAUUAACACAACAAAAGUUCCUCUCUACGUGAUCUCCAGCUUCUUGGAUUCCUUCAGGACUUCUCUUUCCUCCUGUGGUACCCUCUGGUCACCAUUCUACACCCCAGUGCAGCUUACUCAGGCACCCACACUUGGCAGCUUCCAUGACAUGUUUAAGCCAGGGUGUCCUCGUCAGUGCCAGAGAUGUCUCACCCACAGACUUGGACUGAAUAGUUUUAUUUUCAGAAAGUAAUCAUGGUUUGAGGUUGCAAGAAGGUUAAAACAUAACAAGCUUAAUACUGUCACCAUCCUGCCACAUAGCCUCCUGAUGUAUGCCUAGCUGCAGUAAAGUAUUAAAUAAAUAAAUAAUCAAUAAAUAAAUUGUCUGGUAGUACUUUAGAGACCAACUAAGUUUGUUCUUGGUAUAAGCUUAUGUGUAUCUGAAGAAGUAUGCAUGCACACGAAAGCUUAGUUGGUCUCUAAGGUGAUGCGUCAGACCAACACAGCUACCUACCUGAAUCUAGCUGCAGUAAACGGAUCUUCUCCCCCAAUCCAUGAAUUUCAAGAGGAGCAUGAACAUUGUAGGUGGGUGGAUACAGUCAUGUACAGAUUGCAAUUGAAAUGAUAAUACAGUGGUACCUCAGGUUAAGUACUUAAUUCGUUCUGGAGGUCCAUACUUAACCUGAAACUGUUCUUAACCUGAAGCACCACUUUAGCUAAUGGGGCCUCUUGCUGCUGCCGCACCGUCGGAGCACAAUUUCUGUUCUCAUCCUGAAGCAAAGUUCUUAACCUGAAGCACUAUUUCUGGGUUAGCGGAGUCUGUAACCUGAAGCGUAUGUAACCUGAAGCAUAUGUAACCUGAGGUACCACUGUAUUUUGAUUCUCCAAAGAAAUUACCCUCCCUUCAAAAAGUUCAGGUUUUGUCUAAAAUUCAGUGUUAUUCUUGACCAAACAUUAAAUAAAUUAGACCCCAUACACAGCUUUCCCCCCAAGAUACUUUGGUAUAGUUGACUUUGUUCCUAUUCUGUAUUUUAGAUUAUAUGAGCUAAUCUUUGAGAUGUGAUGUAAUCUACUUUGGGGUUGGAAUUAGGAUGGAAUGACUGCCUGAAAUUAGGAUAGAAUGGUUGCCUACCAUCCUUAGGCAACCAAAUCUUAAUAUUACUGAUAUAAUUAGAUACCACUGAUCAUAUUGCAAUAUGACAUAAUCAUCCUGUUAAAAUAAUAUGAAGAUAUCACAUUUACCGUAUUUUUUGCACCAUAACACUCACUUUUUUCCUCCUAGAAAGUAAGGGGAAAUGUCUGUGCGUGUUAUGGAGGGAAUGCCUACGGGUGGCAUGCCUACAGAUUUUCCUCCUCUAAAAACUACGUGCGUGUUAUGGUCGGGUAUGUGUCAUAGAGCGAAAAAUACGGUACCCAGUUAGCUGCUUAGAUAAGAAGUCACAAUAAUUUAUUUGUACUUCACAAAAUCCAAGCUUUCUUUCAAUUUAGUUGUCCAUAAUUUUUUUAUGUUAUUGAUGUGGACAUCUCCUAAUCCCUAGCUUUACCAAAGAAAACUAUAUUUAUACUGUCCCUGUUAUUUGAUGUUAAAAUAACCACUACUACACAGCUACUGUGUGUGUGGUGUGUGGUUUUUUUGGGGGGGGAGGGGAAUCACCAAGGAAAUGUUUGCUCACUUGUUUCCCAUGAAGAUUAGACAUCUUGGCUACUGCACCACAGCAGUGUUGGCAAGGGAAUCAGCAAGCCCAUUGCACUACUAAUGCAUGAUGUUCUAACGACCUUGGCUAGGCAGAAAUAAUGAGGCAUAGCCUUGGGCUAUAAAUCACACUGAUUUGGGAACUGUAGGAACUCAUUCUGUUUCGCCAUCGGCAAAGGUCUGCUCUGCUGUCAGCAGAGUUUCUUAGACUCCUAGCUUCCUCUGUCAUGGUAAUCAAGUGCCAAGAAGACGGCUUAUAAAAAGAGUUUUUAGGAAGCCCCCAGUUACUGUACUUACUACUGGUUUAACUCGCGUAAUCCCAGCAGCAAUAUGGCUGUGCCAAGAAGGAAGGUGUUGCUUCUCUUAGCUUAUUUUGUUGAGAGGUUUUAAAUAAAGAAAACAUUAUACACUUUUACAAAAAGCCUGCCUGGACCACAAAAUCCCCUACAGCAAAUGUGUGUUAUUUUAUUGUCCACAAUAAGUCAUAUUGAUGAACUGCUAUCUUUCCUUGUAAGCAAAAAAUUUAAAAAAGCCUGGGGUUUGUUUGUUUUUCAAGUGGUUACUUUUCAUUUAGCAGCUUGUGGUUUCUUUAAGGAACAAUAAGGAUAAUGGGAUAAUGAUAACAGUUUAAAAUCUCUAGCAAGGAAAGUAUAAGGUUUGUUUUUUUUUUGAUGCUUUCAAAAGCAUAACAGCUUAGUUGGAAACCAAUAUUUUAGAGGCUUGGGAAGCAUUUUUUAAAAGUGUCUAGUUAGCUGCAAAUGUUUCUUACGCCUGCAGAGGAUAUUGGGAGAAGUGGGGAGGCCAAGAAGGCUGCAAGUUUAUUGUGUAUAUCCAGCCCAAUGAAGCAUCCAUGUGUAUUAGCCAGGGCCCCAGGAGUGUUUGCCUCAGCAACCCCUAGCAGGAAUUAGAGGAGUGUAAAAUGGAAAGUGAAUGGCUUCCGGCAGAAGAAGACGCUGCCUUGUGUCAUCUGCUAUUAUCAUCCCUCUGGAGGUGUGGCUUAUAGCCUUUCAGGCCAUAAGUCUUUUCUGCAAAAACAAAAAACCCAAAAAAACCAGACACCAAGAUAUCCAAAGAAGCUAUGAAAAUGUUUUCAAUGAAAUAGCCCACAAGCCGGUUCUAAAUUAGAUGUUACAUGACAUCUCUGUGUAGUUCUCUGCCCUUUUUUUUUAAUGAAAUAGAAUCCAAAGGAAGUGGUGAUCAUGGGUGGAGGAAUGAUGGAGUCAGAGGCUGAUUAACCCUUUAUUAUCUUGUUAUUUUGACUCUAAAUCACCAACCAAUUUGGCUUUCUAUUCAGGGGGCAAAAACCAAGUAUCUUUUCCUAAACAACUGGGGAGAAGCUUCAACAGGGGGUUUAAUUGGAAGCAGCUGGCAUGGUAGGGUGUGGUGGGGCAGGAUGGCAGUGAGCCCAUUCCAGCACUGCCACACAGACUCGACCUUGCUGCCAUCCUGCCCAUAGCUGUCAACGUUUCCCUUUCUUUAAGGGAAAUUCCCUUAUUCCGAAUAGGAUUCCUCGCAAGAAAAGGGAAAAGUUGACAGCUAUGAAUUCCUGCCACAUCCCAUCUAACAAAGCAGCAUUGAUGCUACUGUUGCAAAAUCUGCAGAAAAGCACCACCAGCUGCUACUACAUUUGAAAUAUUUCAAAUAUGUGUUGCUUUUCUAUAAGUCAGUUUAUACUCUUUUAAAAGUAAAUGAAAAGAAUAUAAUAAACUUUUUUUAAAAAACCAAAACCACAUACCUUUGCAUAUCUUUCGUUUUGUUUCAUUUUUAAAGUUUAAUGAAGUUAUAUUCAUUUUUUUAAAAAAAACCCCAGACAUACAACCAUUAAUAUUUUUGAGUUUUAUAAAACUCAGGAAAUUGACAACAAGUCCAUAUCAAAAGGCUGUUGAUCUGGUGUAAGGUAAAGGUAAAAGGACCCCUGACCAUUAGGUCCAGUCAUGACCGACUCUGGGGUUGCGGCACUCAUCUCACUUUAUUGGCCGAGGGAGCCGGCGUACAGCAGUUAGUCAUGUGGCCAGCAUGACUGAGCCGCUUCUGGUGAACCAGAGCAGCACACAGAAAUGCUGUUUACCUUCCCGCCAGAGCGGUACCUAUUUAUCUACUUGCACUUUGAUGUGCUUUCGAACUGCUAGGUUGGCAGGAGCAGGGACCGAGCAACAGGAGCUCACCCCAUCACGGGGAUUCGAACCACCAACCUUCUGAUCGGCAAGUCCUAGGCUUUGUGGUUUAACCCACAGCGCCACCCGCAUCCCUGUUGAUCUGGUGUACGUCAACAUAAAAAUAUAUUGCUUUUCUGUGCAAGAGAAGAAACAUCAAUAUAGAAGAUGGGCGCAGGGUGUGUUAAAAAAUACUCUUAUUAGAAGUAGUAUAGCUUGGGUGAGAUGGGGUCUAAUGAGAAACUCAACAAAAUAUUAUUGUUUUUACUUUCAGUUUAUCUAGGAAAUCCAGCGACUUUGUAGGGCAUACAUAUAAAAGUGUGGGUGUGUGCAAUCAAAAUUUGCAUUGCUAUUCCCAUUUCCUUUAGCUUCUGGCCUUAGAGAUUUUGCAUUUUAGCCAAUGUAGUUCUGUUGUGCUCAGUACUGCAUUUAACAACAUACCACUCUCUGGCUUCACUGCUGCAAAACAUUUUCGCUUCUAAAAUUUAUUGCUUAUAAAUAUUGCCAGCAGCUAGACACAUUGCAGUCUGCUGUAAGCCCAUUCUGCCUUGGCAGUGCCUUGAAAAGUGCUCAUUUUUGUAAUGAAAAGUUAAGAUCCGAUGUGCCAGAGCUCCUCACUAAGGUUGUGACUGUUUUGCUUGUCCAGUGUCAUCCCGGUAGACAUGUCCCUGGAUAAAUAUUUAGAUGAAGGAAUAGUGCCUUCCGUUUGACAGCAUUUGUGCUAUAUACAAAAGGCCCUGGAGUUAACUCUUUUUGUUGCAACAUGCCAGAUACCUUGUACUGUGAAGAAGACGUUCAGUUUUAUAUCAACGUUGCAGUCUUAAAUGAAUCAGAUCAGAAAAUGAGGAAUGGAACACAAAUGAGUAUUAUUCUAACUCCCAUUUUGGCUUACUGGAAGUGAUUAGGAGGCAGCAGAGGUUCCUCUCCACACAAAAGGGCAUUUCCUUCAUAGUGGCACCUGCUUUAAAAGUGCAGUGGUACCUCAGGUUACAUACACUUCUGGUUACAUACGCUUCAGGUUACAGACUCCGCUAACCCAGAAAUAGUGCUUCAGGUUAAGAACUUUGCUUCAGGAUGAGAACAGAAAUCUCUGUUCUGGCGGCGCAGCGGCAGCAGGAGGCCACAUUAGCUAAAGUGGUGCUUCAGGUUAAGAACAGUUUCAGGUUAAGUACGGACCUCCGGAACGAAUUAAGUACUUAACCCAAGGUACCACCGUAUGGAGUUAACAGUGGCAGUUCUUCAGGUCAUUAGUAGUCAGUGUUAUGUUUCCAAAUGGGGAGGUAGGGCAGGAGAGACACUAGGACAGGGGCCUUCCUCUUCACCAGCUUAGAGCUGUAGUAACUACAGUCAUACCUUGGGUUGAAUAUGCUUCGAGUUGAGUGUGUUUAAGUUGCGCUCCACGGCAACCCGGAAGUAAUGGAGCGCAUUACUUCUGGGUUUCGCCAUUUGUGCUUGUGCAGAUGCUCAAAAUGAUGACACGCGCAUGCGCAGAAGCGGCAAAAAGCGACGUGCCCGUGCGCAGACGUGCCGUCGCUAGUUACGUUUACCUCUAGAUGCAAACGGAGCUCCGGAACAGAUCCCGUUCGUAUCUAGAGGUACCACUGUAGUUGCUUCCCUGCUGGGACCAAAGGACACUUAAAAAAUAAAAUAAGCAAACACAAUUUGCUUGUUUAUUUAAAAAAUGACCUUUUAAAAUGUCUCUUUAAAUAAUAAAUAAAAGAUUGCAACUUUUAUAGUAGCAGAAACAGGACAUGGGAUGAAAGUGAGUAUGUUCAUGCUUUAAUUAAUUUUAAAAAUGUGUCAUGUCUAGGGAAAGUAUAUCUUUAAAAUAAUCUUUUUUAUUAGACGUGUUUAUGGAACCUGAAUUGAUGUCAUGCUCAGGUUCACAAACUAUAAAUGUUACAUUCAUGGUUUAUGUUUAUUUUAGUGUUGGCUUAUUAGAAUUAUUCUCUGGAAUUAUUUGUAGUCGGAAACCAUAAGGAUAUGUUUUAGUCUUAAAACUUGCACCUCUAAGUGGAGUAGCAAUAAAUGCAUUGUAGGGUGUUAAUAAUAUUUAUUCAGGUAUAGAUGCCUUGGAACAUAUAACGUAUCCUAACCAUAUGUAUAAAAUGGUCAAAAAGUGUAGUACUUAAGGUGUAAAACUAUGUAUUCAGAAAUUCCUAAAAUGUGCAUAGUACCAUGUCUUACGUUUGACUAAUGUAUUAUACUUUUCACUUUCUUAUUCUUGAAGCAAAUGACUAGCUAAGGCUGAGAGAGGUAGUGAUUUGUCCAGAACUGCCCAUGAAGCUUCAUGGCUGGAAAAGGAUUAUAUCAUGUUGGUUCACAUUCAAACUUAGCCCUGUAACCACUAGUCCUCAUUGGCAUUGGUCUCUUAGAGUGCAUGAUGUAUAGGGCUUUCUCUGUGACACUGAGGAGGGUUUUUCUUCUAGAAAAAAUGGUGCUGGUACUCAUCAUAAAGUUGUUACAGUAAAUGCCACACAUUUAACCAGUGCUUUUCUUCUAGAAAAAAGAUGUACCAAUCAGUAUCCCCAGAAGAAAAGCAGUGGCUAUGUUCCGUGUGUGAUGGCUUUCAACUAAGCCUUCCAAUGUUUAUCAGUUGGUAAAAGAUUCCCAUAACGUUUUAAGGCUCUAAAUUUUCCACAUAGACCCCUUUUCCUGCAUGAAAUGAAAGAGUGUAUCACAAACUGUGAGUUAGCCUUAGACAAGCAAAGUCUGAAGAUAAUCGGUAGGAUCAUAGCAUUGAUACAGAAUUUCUUGUGCAUCUUUGCCAUGUCAGGGUAUUAUUGUUAGGCGUAGGGUGAUGUACAUAAUCUGAUGUCGUUAUAUAGAGGGAAAAUAUGUUCAUAGAGAUUGAGUUAAGAUGAAUGACUUGAAUAUUCCUAAACAGAUUAGUUUGUAUCACAUGCUGUCCCUCCAGUGACAGAAGGAUCUGGGAUCCAGUGGAGGCUGUCAGCAAUGGAAGGAUUCUACCCCUUUCCAGCACACUGAGCCAUUUCCUGCAUUGUUCCAAAGGGUCCCUCAUCUCUUGGAGUAGGGUUUGAGACAGCGAUAGGUGCUGCUGGGUGCAGAGAAUGAAUAUGGGGAAACUGACUUCCUUCUCCAUUCCUCUGACUGAAGCCCCCACUAGUUCAGGCAGUAUUCAUUCAUCAGAGGAACAUGGUUGGAUGUCACCAACGCCCUACUGAAUGAAAUAUAUUUUCUCCUUACUAGGAUCUACAGUGCAUUCCCUCACAAUGGCCAGGAAUGCAGGAAAAAAAUUCUGCCACAUUUCUUGCCACUUCUUAUGAAACCAUUCAGAAUAUGUAGUACUUACUCAUCCCAGUCAUCAGUGAUCCAUGUUUUAAAUGCAAUGCAGAAUAAUUUUUAGUAGAAACUAAUUACAUGGCUAGUAAUGUUCAAAGAAGACUUGAAGGUGCAUCUUCAAUAUUGAAAUACCAAUAAAUGCUGUUUCAUAUAAUAACUUCUCCAGAAAGAAGACAUUUCAAUAUCCAAGAAGCGAAAGUUGUUUUAUCUUGUAAAAUAAGAAGUUUGUACAGCAAUCAAAACACACUCCAGCAACUCUUUGAAGCCUUAUCAUUCCUAUUCCUACCAAGAAAUGUCCUUUCAUUGACAUUUCCUUCUAGUUGCUUGCAUUGUUUCCUCAAUCUUUCAGCUUGAAAAUGUAGCUGCAAUAAAACAAAAUGUCAGAGGAAAAAGCAACUACUGUAUAAGUGAUCUCUUAUCCCAGUUCUGAUUUAUUUUUGUACAGUAAAUUGCAUGCUUUGCUGAUAUUAGGUCAUCUUUUAUUCUUGCGGACAAAGGCUAUAGGAUUUUUAUCUGUUAACUAUACUUCAGCACAGCUUUCCCAACCUGGUUUCUUCCAGAUGUUUUGGAUUACAACUCCCAUCACCCACAGCUAAUAUGGCUGUUCUGGCAGGGGCUGAUUGGAAUUAUUUUAUUUUUAUUUAAUGAAUUUUAAUGCCACCCUUCUUCUGAAGAUCACAGGGAGGCUCACAACAUAAAAAUACAAAAUACAUAAUAAAACAAAAACUGUAGUUCAAAGCAUCUGAAGGGUGCAGGCUAAGCAAGCCUGUGUAUUGGUUUUGCAGUCAAAAAUCAGUUGAGGGUAUUGUUAUUGUGUAUGUAAUGGUUAUGGUUUAGAAUGGUGUAGGUUGGAUACCCAAAGUGGUAUUGCAAAGUAACAACCCUGCCUGAUAUUUAUGGUCAGUUUCACACGGCCUUGCUUCAGUUUUGUAUGUUCCUUUGACAUGCAUAUUUUUGAACUUUAAGGCACCAGGCAGCUUUUUGACUCUUGUUGCUUUGGGGCUAAACUCUUUCAUUUAUAUCAGUAUUUAACAGGCAAGGUGCUGCUUAUGUGAAUGUGAUAUAGUUACCUGCCUUUUCAUGUAUUAUACACGUGCAAACGAAGAUCUAGCCACAUGUGUGUAUCUGCUGCACUUGUUACAAGGUAGCUGUCGAUUUUAUAACAUGCAAGGCUGCCUUCUCUCCCCAGUGCUGAAAUUAGAUGUUUACAUAUUAGAAUCAAACAGCCACCGCCAUACCAUUUCUCAGCUCAUAUUUAAAUGACGCAUAGAGAUGGAGGUUGAAGGCAGUAUAAUAUUAUUCCCUCUGGUGUCUGCCACUCAAAACAAUUGCUUCAUGUUCCUUCGUGAUCACACCAGCCUAGUUUCGUCUGACAUUGUCUCUAUCUCUUAAGCUUCUGUUCACAAUUGCAAUGCCUAGAAGAGAAUUGAGGAACCUCCCCACCCCAAGUCAAAUUCAAUCCAAGUGGGAGUGGAUGCCCAUUGACCCAAAGUGGGUGUGGGAGAAACACCCAAAAUGGAUGUGCAGAAAACACACAUACAUCCCAUUCUCUCUCUCUCUCUCUCUCUCUCUCUCUCUCUCUCUCUCUCUGCUGACACACAGACACCCUGAAGGGAUUGGGCCAUGGAGGAAGCUUCCGUCAUUGAUAGAUUCCUUUGUUUAGCCUCUGUGUGCCAAAAAAAUGGCUUCCUUUUCUCAUUGUUUGGAGAAAAUAAAUAGCAGUGGAUGGGAUAUGAUGGGAGAAAUCAGGUGGUCUAGAUCUGGUGUGUGGGCUGAAGGGUCACAGAAAGUGGCAUAAUGCAUCCUGAGCUAGAAGCCAAAUUAUAUAAUGUGUGGAGCUGAUACUUAGCUGUAAUGUCUUUUGCAGAGGCCUCUAAUAAAAGAGAUAAAAAUUAGCAGUAGAUUCAGGAUAGAAAAAAGGACAUAAUUCAAAUACGAAAGUCAGUGAAAGUCAGUGCUGUCUUCUAUAGUCUAGAAUACAGUAAGAUACCAUCCUACUUAAUACAUAAUAAAAUAAUAAUAAUACUUACUGAAACUUUCUGAUGCAUCCUAGUUUCCAAACUAGGGGUUGGAACAUGGUUCUUGUAGAGCUGUACUGUCAGACAACAGAGAGGAAUGCAAUUACUAGUUGCCGCAAUGGCUACUAUAGUUCUUCACAAUACUUCGUGAACUUCCAAAUCCGCGUAGUCCAAAAAAGGCUGAACUAACAUGAAAGUCCAAAUAUCCAUGAAAGUAGCUACUCAGAGGGGUCAACCCCCACCCUACUGAUUUAUAAUAGGCUUCUUUAUACAUUACUCUUUUCAGAAGGAUACGGUGGAAACUUGAUUUCGCUAAAACACGGGUGAGUUAAGAGGUGGGACUUGUGGAUUUCAUUAUCAGCUUCCUUACCUUCUCCUACCAAUCAUUCAAGCAUUUUUGGAAAUACGGAACUUUCUCAAUCAGUUGGUGGUAUGUUCUUCUAUGAUAAAUUUUUAUUGGUAUUAUACAUAUAUACAUAUAAACUUAUACAAAAUCCAAUCAAAAUCCAGUUGGUGGUAUGUUCUGACACUCUGCUUUUCAAAGCAAGAUUAAAAAAACAAAUAAUCGUCAUGCAUGUUCAUUGAUUUGCAAAAGCCUUUGAAUGCCAGCCAUAGUUGGUUUCCACAGCAUAGCUACUGUCAUAUUAUUAAGCAGAUCUGGCCAUUCAGUAAUUCCAAAACACCAAACGUAUUCUCUCUUUUGCAGUGAGCAAAAAUUCAGUUGGCAGAUACAGAAGCUCCAAUUAUUUUGUUUAGAGUUUAUGGUAGAGAAAUCGUUAACUUCUGUUUAUUUAGGUCAAUCAACUGGGCAUCAUUUGACAAUCAAAAGCAGCGGGGGCACAUGUAUAUAUAAAAUGUAUCAAAGCAUUCUUCAGUUGCUGGGUCUUUAGGCAAUCGCUUUGAUGCAAAUCAUUACUUUUCCAAUAAUUACUCUUAAUUUGAAUUAAUUACAAAAAAACCUUGAUUUUCUAUUACUUUGUGAUGAUUUCCCCACUUCCCCAGUGGAUUGGUAAUCCUGUUUAAUUUUCAAGCUUCUGGUAUUUUCCCAUAAGAAUAAGUAAAAGCUGUUUGAAACAUGUUUCUUUCAUAAGUAUUUAGUCACAGGCAGAAACACUGCAAUAUCAACAACUUGAAACAAUAGUCAGAAUAACAUCUAUUCCAAGUUGGAAUUUACUUUUUAUAGUUUUGGGUUUUUUUACACUGUCAGGAUCUCUUUUGUACUUCAUAUUGGAGUCUCAUGUGUGCUAAAAGGCUCACACAGGAUCUGCACCCUGUUUUGAAGCAGUAACACUGGAUAUGGUUUGCUAAAUAUUCUCCCAGCGAUGAGAAAUUAUCUACCACAGUGGUUCCCCAACUCUCCCCACCCCGCACAGAGCACUUGAAAAUUGCUGAGGGUCUUUGCAGACUAUUUAAUGAUUUUUCUGGCUGUUGUAGCAAUUAUAACAUACAGUGAUAAAUUUACAGGCACAGGUUCUGAGAAAAGGAAAUGCAAGACAUAUCGCAUUACAGUGGUACCUCGGUUUUCAAACGUAAUUCGCCCCGGAGGACCGUUUGUGUUCUGAAAUGUUCAAAAACUGAAAACGGAAAACGGAAAUCUCAAUACAGAAGCCGCAUUUCCAUUUUGACUUCCGAGACACGUUCGAAAACCGAAGGAUUUCUUUCCGGGUUUACGAUGUCCGAGUUCCAAAAUGUUUGUCAACGGAGACGUUCGAAAACCAAGGUACCACUGUAUAUCCAUGCAGCAAGUAAUGACCACAAAAUUAUGGCUGUCAGAAGGUCAUUCCAGAGGCUCUUUGCAUCACUAUGUUUCCAAAUCAUGGCUUUUGCCCUUAAAACAGUACAUUUUACAUCAGUAUUAAAAAAAAUCCUUUUUUAAUGCAGCGAUGAGACAAGCUGCAUUAAAAGCUUUGUCCCUGGCUACACCUCAGGGGUAGCCUAUUGCAUUUCACCACCUGAGGUGAAAUGGGAAUUGCCCCCUCCUGCCUCACUUCCGCCACUGCUGUGCCCCGCUGCUCGCUGAACUUGGUGGGACCCAGAGUGCUCCUCAAAGUGUUGCCAAUUGGCUCGCCUCCUGCCCUGCUUGGGGGGGGGCAUAGAUAAUUGACAGCUGGAUAACAAGGACACCCCAGCUCUCACUGAACUCAACAGGAGCUUGGGCGCUCCUCAAUCUGCUAUCACUUGCUUAGCUUCUCUGCUGGGGGGGGGGCAGGGAAGCCGAGCAGCCAUGCUUUGUUCCCAGAAUGCCUCCCUCUGUGGCAGAAGCAGUGGGGGUGGGGGGGUGGAGUACUUCUGCCAGCUAAGGGAGGCUCUUCAUCCCAAGUCAUGGGCAGGCUGCCUCUGCUACAACUCAUGGUCAGCAAAGGGAGAGCUUAGCUACUAGUCCCAGUUCAGAAGCCAUAGACUCGUAGAAUCGGAAGGGACCACAAGAGUCAUCUAGUCCAACCCUCUAGAAUACAAGCAUCUUUUGCCCGACGUGGGGCUCAAACCCAUGACCCUGAUAUUACGAGUCUCAUACUCUACUGGGCUGAGCUAUCCUUGCUUAAGCAAACUUUGGCUUAGAUCAGCACAGCAUGACAGUAAAAAGGACCAGAGAGGAGCCCCUUUCCAUGAUCUUGCUAAGCCACCAUUUGGCUUGUUGUGCUGUGCAAACCAGCAUCGUGUGUAUGUGUGUAGAGGGAACGGAAAGCAACUUACAUAAAAAAAAUGGUGCAGAAUAUUUGGAGGAUAUUCUUCAAGGUGGCCAUCUUCUUGGAUCAGUUGUAUUUUUUUUAAAAAAGUCUGAUUUUACAUGCUCUACAGUUUUACACAGGUCGGCAAAUGCUACGGCAGCACAGCUCCCUUGUGGAGAGAAGCACAAGUGUGGGAACAGCUUGCGCAGUGUCCCAUGAGCGGAGCUACGAAGCUUGUAUUGAACUUAGCACUUGUUCUUCCUGUUACUAAGCGGAAUAGGAGCACUACAAAGAGACAGGAAAGCUACUCCUCAGAGAAAGUGUGCUUUAUGACAAAUGCGUUAAUGACAAGGAAAAUAAUUUCUUCUUCAGCAGGGAAAUUGUCCAAAUGUCUCCCUCUCUGGCUUUCCAAUUUUCCUUUGCUACUAAAGCCUAAUGAGGUAUAACUUUUAAGGAACUGCCAGAUCCUAUCAAGAUCAGUUCAGUUCCGAGACUCUCAGCAUGAGAAGCUUAAGCCUACAUCCUCAGCAAUUAACCUUGCUCACCUUCACACCACUCACAAGUUUUAAAAUGCUUGGCUUGCUCUGUGGGCUACUCACCAAGGUACAACUGUUCCCAGAUUUACUUACUUACUUAUUUAACAAACGCUUGCGCUGCAGCACUUUUGCAGCCCAUGGUAUGGACAGCGACUGAGCACCUGCGGGGCAGUGAACAAAUACAGUGGUACCUCAGGUUAAGAACUUUAUUCAUUCUGGAGGUCCGUUCUUAACCUGAAACUGUUCUUAACCUGAGGUACCACUUUAGCUAAUGGGGCCUCCUGCUGCCGCUGCGUGGCCGCCGCGCAAUUUCUGUUCUCAUCCUGAGGUAAAGUUCUUAACCCGAGGUACUAUUUCUGGGUUAGCGGAGUCUGUAACCUGAAGCGUCUAUAACCUGAAGCGUCUGUAACCCGAGGUACCACUGUAGUACUCUCUCUUCUUCAGUGUUUACUUAUUUAAUAGAUUUGUAUCCUGCCUUUCACAAUAUAUCUCAAAGCCACCUGCAGGAAAAAUAAGACAAAACAUACAAUAUACAACAUCAAAACCACCCAUUAAAAUACCAGAAAAUAGCAAGCAUCGGGGCAGGGUUCAUGGUGCGAAGGCCUCCUGAAAUAAAACCGGUUUAAACUGGCAUCUGAAACUCAGCCUGAUUUCUUAUAGGAUGCUGCCUGCCUGGUUUCUAAUGGGAGGGAGUUCCGUAGAACUGGGUCCAGCACAGUGAAAGCACGACACUUCAUUUGCAUGAGUUUUGCUUCUGGGCCAUGGAGGACCGCUAGUGAGGCUCCCCUCACCCCCGAUGAUCUCAGUACACUGGCCAAAAUAAGUCGCUAACUAGGAGAACCUCCCAGAAAAGUUUUUUUUGGGGGGGGGGGGGAGAAGAGAGAUGACGACCAAUGGUUUCAUAGUGCCGAAAUGAAAACAAACAAACACCUCAUUCAGGUUUUCUUUUUCUUACUGGGCAAUUUCUUGUUUUCCAUCUCUAAAUCAAAGGGUUCUGGAGAAGGGAGCCCAUCAGUCUCAUCUGGCAGCCUGGAGGAGGAUUUUCCACCUCAUUAGUAAAAGGGCAAAAAGCUGAAUUCACCCCAGGGGGAAGGAUUAAAAAGCAUAUAUUCAUAUUCAGCCACACUUUCAUUCUUUUAGUGCCUGGCUAAUUGUGAUUUGGUUUGAUUGCAUUAAAAGCAAGCAAGACUGCAUUUUAUAGGAACUCUUGAUGGGGGGGUAGUUUUUUCUCGGUUUAAACAUUCCUAUAAAAUUACUUUGUUACAUGGUCAGUAGGUCUUUCUUACUUGGCCUAAAUUUUCAGUUCAAGGAAACGGGUGCAGGAUUUGAUGCACAAAUUAGAAGUUGUGUCUUUUUGUCCCUAUUUAUGUAAAUAAUUUCUACCCUGCCUUCCCUGCACUGAAGUGUACAAAACCAUACUGCAGAUACAUCACAAAUACCUGACAUGGUUUAGGGCAUGUAAAAUGAAUCUGGUUUUAGAACAUAGCUCUUGUCAACUUCAUUCUGACAGACAAAAUCUACUCUACCUGUUCCUAGUUAAUUUUGAAUAGGUUGAAUUUCUGUGGUUCUCAAACUGUACAUGGCUAGUCAGGCUAUACUUUUAGGAAAUUAUUGCUGGGUGGGAAGUGUAUAGGUAUUAAUUUUGAAAAAUAGAAAAAUAGGGCUGGGAAAUUGCACAGGCUAUUUCCUUCUUUCUCUUGAAUUGAAACAGCUUCUUUUCAAUCUUUCUUGGCGAGUAGAAACUCAAUCUAGGACAGCUUGACAGUGUAACUUGUGAAGGCACUUAUACAAACAGCAAUCAGAGUCAUUGUUUCGUACAGACAAUGACAGGAAAUGAUCACACCUUCCACUUUUGUGCUUUUUUUCUCUCACUCUGCCAUCUUGGGGCAAGCUCAGCGGUUAACUAUAGGAGUAGAUAGAAUUAUUCUUUUCAGCCAGCAAGGCUCCUUGAUUGGCUAAAUCAUCUUUUUUCUUGCAAAUACCCAUUGAGGAUGCCCCCUACAAGGGAGAUUCAGAUUUUUCAUUUUCUCUCUGUACGUCUGGAAGAAGAGAGCUUUGUGAAUCCCAAUGAAAUCAGUCUGGAUACUAGCCAAUGUGGUGCAGUGAUUACAGGGGCAGCCCACCCAAUUUAGCUGCUUGAAGUGAAACAGGAAAGUGCCACCGCCCAUGGCUGCUGCUGCUGCCUCCCCUGCCCCUAACCAAAGCCAGAGUUGCACAACUUACCAGGUUGCAUGGCUGCAGUGACAAGCUUCUGGCAGUGGAACAGUGGGUGAACUUGGGUGAGUCACUGCCACUCAAACUUAUCUACCAUACAGGAUUGUUGUGCGGAUGAAGUGAGGAGGGGGAAGAACCUUGAGCCCAUGGGAAGGGGGAUAUCAUGCACAUCUCCACACCAAGACAAAAGUGCACCAGGAAGAUCUUGGGCAUCACGUGGCAAGACAGAGUCUCAAACAAAGAUGGGCUUUCCCAAGCUGACAUUUCCAGCAUGUUUUCCCUUCUGUCUCAGUGAUGUCUAGGCUUUGGUCAUAUCCACAGAAUGGAAGAUAGCAGGAUCCCCAAGGAUGUGCUCGAUGGGGAGCUGGCUUCAGGACCAUUGGCAGAACAACUCUGGGUUACAAAGAGUCUGCAAAUGGGAUGUGGAUAGAUAGAUAAUUUAUUACGGUCAAAGACCAGCUCGCACAACACACUAAAAACAGCGUUCAUAAAGAUAAAUUAUACAAUCAGAGCAGAUUGCAGCAAUAGUUCAUGAGUUAAAAUUGAGAUAUAUACAUACACACACCCGUACAACUGAGAUUUGGGCUACCAUAAAAAUUGACCCUGAGGUGCCCCAAAGGGUGACUUCAGCAUUUCCCUAGUAAGCUAUUUUAUUCUAGAGGAUGAUCUGUGCCUACAAAUCUGGGCGCAGAAUCUGACUACCAGCCAGGGCGUCUUGUUAUCUUUGCCUAAGAGGAGAGAACUAAGUUUAGGCUUAUCUGAAAGAUUGGCGAGCCUCUUCAGCAAAGGAUCAAUGGUGUCUCUAUGACUCUCAACAUGAAAAGGAGAUCUAAAAACUAUAUGUUCGGGGCUUCCUAUUUCCCCUAAUGGGCAGGCGCAAAGUCACUGUGCGUGCGGAACACUUCUAUAGGAGCCUUCCAGAACGGGUGAGGGCAAGGCCAAGCUUCUAGCAAGAGUGAAAGCCCUUCUUGCGUUUCUGGAUGCGAGGAAAUAGAGAUAUGUUGCUGGAGCGGCUACGUAUCUCCCUAAAUGGGAUGUGAAGACUGGCAACAUUAACCCCACUGUAUGGGAAUCCCUUGCAGGUGACUGCUGUGUCUGGAGACUAUCAUUCAGGUCGUGUGUCCACAGCAGGAACCAGAGGAGAGGAGGGAGGAGCAUAGGGAGAAGAAACACCAUGGUGCGUCUGUAAAAGUGAAAUCGGAUGCCUUCAUCUUCCCCAGCUGCAACAGUCUUUGCAGCCACAGCAGGCACUGUAACUCUCCAAUGGUUUGGCUUUACCCCCAAUGGCACACUCUUCCAUUGUCUCUUGAGAUAGAUGGAUACUAACAACAACAUUUAAAAGAAAUAGUGUGAGACACAUUCCUGUGGUGGGUGGGGGCUAGGGACAAAAGUGGGCUUGCCCAGAGGCAAAACAGUUCAGGGCUCAGCACUUAAGACUGACAUUCCCCACUGCUGUACUAAAUCAUUGGAGGAGGGGCAGGGAGAACAGUAAACUCAAUGAAAUCCUAGGUACAGGAUGAUGAUCAGCAGCUUGCUAUAAAAAGGUAAACAGACACAUCUAUCGCUGCCUGGUUGAAGAGGAAAGUUUUUGCCUGGCACCUAAAGGUGUAUAACGAACCUCCCUGGAGUGAGCAUUCCACAAAUGGGCAGCCACUGCAGAAAAGGCCUGUUCUCUUGUCGUCACCCACUUGACCUCUCAUGGAGGAGGCACACAAAGAAGGGCCUCAGAGGAUGAUCUCACAGUCCAGGUAGGUUCAUAUGGGGAGAGGUGGUCCUUGUGGUUUUGCAAUCCUGAGCUGUUUACAGCUUUAGAUGUCAAAAACAGCACUUUGAAUUGGGUCCAGAAACUAAUUGACAGCCGGUGUAGAACUCUGCCAUACUCCCUGGUGGGCACUAUGAUCUGUAUGCAAGAUCACUGGUAUGUUCAGCUGUUUCAGAUUAUCUUCUUCUAAUGAAUUUUAACUUCAUGCUUAGCUUUAUGAAAAACCCAAAACCGGGCUUGAUAGAGAAAUCCCUGAGCAGCAAAUAAAUAAUCCAAGAUUUAGCUGUUAAGUUUGAUCUGGCUCUGCCUGCUAAUGUUGCUCCACAUAGGGCAUUGUGUGAUGGCUACACAGAUAAGUUUUAUAUGCCAGUUAGCUCAAAUUGCAUUUCAUGUCACAUCACAUGAGGAAGUAGCAAAAACUGACAGGAAUGUGGGAGCACUGAAGACUAGGAGGGCGGGAAGUGUGGUAUUCUCCUAAGACCAAACUCCCUUGUCAAAAACAAAGGCUGAAAUCAAAGAAAACACUUCCUUCCCAAAGCACCAUGAACUCUAAAUCUAGUUACGGUUUCACUUUGAGAUAGAAAUGAGUUAGCAGCACUCUGCAAGCAACUUGGCAGGAACAUGUCAAAUUCCUGGAAAAACAGACUCUGGGCAAAACAGGCUACCUUAAUUCUUUUUCUUUUAUAUUUUGAAAAUGGAAAGUAAUCUUGAUACAGGGAGCUUUUGUUAAGAAGCAGGAUUAUGAAGGCUUAUUUGUUUGCUACGUGGAACAAGGAAAUCAAGAUUGCCGCUGAUGUAUUUACAUUGGAAGCUGUUUACAGAAUUGUAUUGCUGGUUUUAUCAAAUGCAUCAGGGUUCGAGGUGGGUACAGAGCCCCAUGAUAAUGACUUUGGUUUACAAGGCCUUAGUACUUAGAACAGAAGGCCAAAGUUUUACUGUCACUAAGCCCCUGAUUCGGUUCAUACCCAGUGGUGCUGUGAAGGCUAGGAUACAGGACUAAAGUCCAGGCCCUGCAACUCUGAAGGUCCUCAAACGAUGCCAGAGAAGAAUGUCAACCCCACUUUCCAGCAUUGUCACUAAGCCUGUGCCCCUAAUCCUGUGGAACACCCUCCCACCAGAUGUCAAGGAGAUGAGUAACUAUAUAAUUACAUAACCUUUAGAAGACAUCUGAAGGCAGCUCUAUACAGGGAAUCUUUUUUUUAAAAAAAUGUGUAGUUUUUUAUUAUGUUUUUAUAUAUGUUGGAAGCCACCCAGAGUAACUGGGGCAACCCAGUCAAGUGAGUGGGGUACAAAUAUGAUGAUGAUGCAACCAUGCUUCAAUCCUGGGGCAGGACAUAGAGAAGCAGCAAAAAAAGGGGGGUAAUUAAAUUCUAGGCUGUAUCAAUAGAACUAUAGUGUCAAGAGAAGUAAUAGCACUGCUCUAUUCUGCCUUGGACAGAUCCCACGUGGAGUACUGUGUCCACUUCUGAGCACCACAGUUUAAGGAUAUUGACAAGCUGGAGUGUGUGAAGAAGAGAAGGGUGGCCAAGAUGAUAAUGGCCUUAUGAGGAAUGGUUAAAAGUGUUGAGUAUGUUAAGCCUGGAGAAGACAAGACUUAGAGGUGACAUGAUAACCUUCGUCUAAUAUCUGAAGGGCUGUCACGGUACAGCUGUCACACAAGCAGUAGAAUGUAAUUCCAUGGGUGAACACCAACCAACAUAUUUGCAACUGCAUUCUGGGCCAACUUGACGCUUCGGAAGAAUCUGUAAAGGAAGUUCCCUGUAAAGCACAUUGCAGGAAUCCAAGCUGAAUGUAGCUAAGGUGUGUGUCAUAGCAACCUUUUAUCUCUGACAUUCUUCCCCAUAGGAAGAAUGCUUUCAUUUGUGAUAGAUGAUCUCAUGCUUGGGAAAGCAGGCAGCUCCUCUUCUUCUUCUUUUUUUGGUACAAUGCAGUCAUAGGAUUUAUGCCUCGAUCAAGGUCAUUAAUGUCAGGUGAGAUUUACUUCUUUUUGCCAAAGGUGAGCCCAGCUGAACUGUCACCAGUCUACUUUUUGAAGAGCGGCAGGCAGAGACAACUUAGUUGACCUGCCUCAAAUAGGGACUAGUGAUACCGCCAAAUCAGACAUUAAUGAGCCCACAACAACAAAAAUUCUACACUUGUAGUACUGAUAUAUAUUCAAAGGAGACCCCUUUCAUUCCAUCUCUUUCUCAAAAUUUAACUUGAGAUUAUUUCGAGUGUGUGUGCUGAUUUUGUGCCCAUACAGUGUGCAUUCAUCUGCUAUGCACACUGGCAGCCACAGUUGGCACAUGCUCAGAUUGCUUUAACCCCUUACACUCAAUUAAACUGUGUUUGAUUGCUGAGGUUUACUCAAGCUUUUUGCCAAAUUGGAAAGGCAAUUUGCAAUACUACACCUUUGCUCCAAGUAAUCAAAUUUUGCUGAGAAUUUCUAAAGUUUGAAAAGGUAGGUAUGCCUCCCCAGCAAGGGUGUGCAGCAUGUAAAUGGGAAGUUUAAAGCAAUUCACAAGUCCAGCAAUUUAUUAAAAAAAUGAAAAGCAUUGCCUCAUAGAUUCACCAUCUUUCUUUACUGUAAGCCCUGCAAUUCCCAAAUGGCAGUGUGAGUUGUAUCCAGUUAAGAACUUUGAAAAGUAGUCAGCUUCAGGGGCAGAUCUUCUAUGAAACUAAUGAAGCUUCAGCUUCAGGGCCUCUCAUCCCAGAGUGGCCCCAGACUUGACUUUAGUCCACAAUGCUUAAGAAUUUUGGGUUUAGUAGACUCAAUCCAAAUCACAUUGAUUUGAGUCAAAUUGAUUCAUUUUUUAAAAUAUAUAUUUCAACAAUCCCAAAGUUUGAGAGUCAGUAGCACAGACAUUGUAACUGUGCGGUGAUCUGUCAUGGAACAACCCCAUUGAAGAAGAAAACAGUGGUUACCGAGACUUUGUUGCUAGUUGUGAAGAGGGUCCCCAGAAUGUAAGUCCACCACUAGUCAACUUAUAUGUGCUGCUCUCUGAUCGUUCUGAUGGCUGUUGUUAUUAUGUUUAUCACUGUUAUAAUUUAUUUAUUUACUGCCUUCUAAAUAACCAAGGCAAUAUACACUGAAGACAAUUUUGAAAAAAAAAACAGAUAAAAACACAAAACCAGCAAAUACAUUUAAAACCAUACUAAGUAGACACUGGUGGUUCAUAAAACCCCAUUUAUCCAGUUGGAAAAACCUGUUGGAGUAAAACUGUAGGCCUCUUAUACCCUUAAACUGGGUUAAUUUUCAUUUAAGAUGAAUGCAUGGCAGCUGUAAGAAGUGUGUUCUGCUGCCAGCACAUGUUGACUGAGAGCAGGGAGAAGAAAAUGUCCUACGAGGGGAGGUUGUAUGUUCCUGAGAAGGAAACUUGCAUUGGUAUCUUCUGGGACUUCAACCAUGAACUCAGCCCUCUCUCCCUCCACUGCCCAUCAGGUUUGCCAAAAGGUUUAUAAUACUAGUUAAUUAAACAGGAAUUGUGAAGUGUGUGUUAAAUGAUUCCUCUAUUUUGAAAUGUGUAUUUUAUAUUGAAAGCUACUCUAGAUGUUGAAAUGUAUAUUGAUGCAUUUUAUUGUUUUAAAUUUCCUUGAUGGGUUUAAAAAUUCACAUAAAUAAAUGGCAACCUUUUAUUUCAGAGUAUCAAUUUAUUGUAGAGUAAUUGCAGAGUAUCGAUGAACAAUAUGGAUGACCCUUGUUUCAUAGUGUCUUGGAACGCAACAGACUAGAGAUAGGAGCUCAGCCAUUAUCUUUCAUUUUAUAAAUUUUGAUCUAGUGACCCUAAUUACCCCAACACUGGACUACUUAACACAGCUAUAAUGGGCAAAUAAUUGUUAACUGAUUCACAAAAACAGCAAUAAUCAAGGCUUCCAAAAGAGAAAUGCCUUAAAAAUCCACUAGUCAUUUAAUUAGCAAAAGAGGGGAAACAGUCAGGGGAAACAGUCCACUGCCUUUAUUUUAAUCUUGCAGGGUUCAUCAGUGCUAUCCACAUAAUGAAGGAUUAUGCAUGGGUCUACAGGUGUGCUUGAAAAGCAUUUAUCAUUCAAUGUUCACAUUUGUCUCGAAUAAACUGAGUCAAUGGUAGUUUCUAGAUGGGUGUUUGUUGUGGAAUCAGCAUUCCUUGUACAUCCAAGUUUAUCACAGCAUCCACGCACCAUUGUUGACUUGCCAGAUCAUAAAAAAAAAAAAAUCAGACUCCACCUUUAUGUGGAAAAUGUAAUAAGUUGGGGGGAAAUUGCCAGUGACCUGUUUCUGAUAUCUGAACAACAAUGCUAAGUCCAGUCUGGAAGAACCCAAUACUUAACGCUAGGUGAGAUGUAAACCAUAGAAACUGCCAAUGGAAUGAAUGAGUGUGCUGUUGUUUCUUGUUUGUUUGUUUUUGUUUCUUAACCUUAAAUGUUUUAGCAAUUGAGCUCACUUCUGUAGCAGCCACCCGAUAAUCCCUAGUUUAUUCUCUCAACUGGUCUGCUCCAGCUAUGUGUACAAGGCUGUGACAAGCCUCAACAUAUAAAUAGCUCUGUUUCCAGGGUUUUGGCUCCCAGAAGAAGUAAAGAAUUGGUUUCUUUGUUCUGUUUUUUUUUUUAAGCCAAGAAGAGAUGCAUUCCCCAGAGGGCCAGAGUUCAGAUGCGGGCAAGGUCACAAAUGCAGUGAUUUCUUAAGUCUCCCCUUUCCCUGCUCCUCACUUGUCAGUGUCACAAGACCAUUUGGAUUUUGUGGCAUGAAUAAACAUUUGCAGCUUCUAGACUCAAUAUAGCACUGGAAUUAGGACAGAAGGGUUAGCUAGGCUGUGUCCUGUGAUGGGAAGUACACAUAAUUGAUUGCAACCUAUAUAGGGGAGGGCACUGUGAUGAGGCUUAUAUUGGAGUUACCAUAAUAAUUUGCAUGCAUUAUAGUGGUGAUUAGGUGUAACCUGCACCAGAAAUACCCAAUUUCAAUGUAAACAAAUAACCACUUAGAACAAAGCAUAUUGUUUAAGCAAAGCUGUACAUACAUGCUCUGGGGAAAACAUAAUUAUUCUGCAUCUAAGAUUAUUCACUAUCUUUCCCCGUCUCCUCCCCACUUUGUUUGUCUCCCCCCCAUCCUUUGACAAAAACUGAAGCUCUAAUUUAGCCUGGCCUGGAGCUGUCCAAGGUACCAUUGGAGCCCAGCCUGACUUCUGUACAGCUAAGGCCAUUGCUCAAAACUGAACAGUGGUUCUCUUGCCGGUGGUAGUCUGUGGAAAACCCUCUAAAUGGGAUGCUUUGUGGUGGGGUGCAAGCACUGGCGGAGAAAGAGGAGUGCGGGGGGAGCGCACCGCCCCUGGCAGUGCAAUCCCAGCAGGGUGCCAUUGCAGUUGCCUGCCCGCCUAUGCUGGGUGCCCUGCCCCCACAGGUGGCACGCCCCAUCCCCAGUAUGUGCGCCCUGCCCCUGUGGGUGGUGUGCCAGCCCCACCCCCACCUGCUCUCCGUCCCCCAGUGCCAGAGCAUGAAGCUCCGCCACUGGGUGCAAGUGGCUUUAGAUUUGCAGGAUCCAAAGUCCCAUGGAAACCAUGAGAAACUUGCUCCUAAGGCUACUUAGCUGUGCCUGCUUGGAGCUGACAAGAAAAGCAGAAAUCAAUCCCUGCCUUCUGACCUGGCCAGUCCCUGCCUUCAGGUAUGGCGGUGAAUUUGCUGCUUCAUUCAGCUUCUCCCUGGAUGGGUUUUGUAUUGCUCUAUUACUUCUCCUCUUUGAUCAUACUUGCAGUCAGGCUGAUAAAAGGGUAGGUUUUCUAUCACUGCAUGUGACUAUGCACUCAACAUGGUAGCUACUGCAUUGGUGGAUGUUUGGAGCAUGUUCAUUCAUUGCUAAAAUUGACCUAAACUUUUUAAAAUGGGCACUGUGCAAUUCAUUGUGUCUCCCCACAUGUUGUGUCCUAAAGGCAGGGCAUAUAUCAUGGAAGUGUGACCUUUACAAAUGCAAGUCUGACGGUUAGAAAAACAAACACCUUCAAUCAUUUGGGAGGAAGGAAAAAAAACAUAGAAAAUUCUGGUUUGAAAAAAAACAAUAAUCAAAAUACAAAUUAUUGGGGGCCCACAGGAUGAUUUACUGGGAUCAAAUCACACAAUAUUUGCCAACUAUGGGGUAGAGUAUAGUGGACCAUGUAUGAUACAUGGCAACUACAGAAAUAGAGGGAGUGUUGCACUCUUGCGUAGGUAAUGCACUGACACCAGUGAGAAGUUCCCAAGCAGCUAUUUAAGAAAUAGCUGGAAAAAAGUGAUCCAGUUUAGGACUGUCUCAAAAAGCAAUCUGCCCCCACCCCCACCCCCCGCCAAGUAUACACAGAUUAGACUCAGAAUUGGUGAGCAUACUUCACUUCAGGAGAUGAGGAUCAAGUCAGUUCAUAUUGGACUCCUCAGUGAUCAAAUUCUCUGCCACCCCUCAUUUGGCAACCACUGGAAUUGGAUGUUAGAGAGGACUCAAGAACCUAAGCACCUGUUUUUUAAUACCUUCAUUUCUCUUGCAAAAAUCUUGUGGCAGGGGAUUAAUUUUGUCAUGGGAAGUAAAAUCCCAUAUGUAUUUUUAUUAGCACUGUUGCUUGCAGGACAAGGAAUGAGAGUUUAUUUUACACUUCAGCUUGUAAAAUUCCAUGGCACUUUUUCCGAGCCAUGUCCAAUAGGCCUUGACAAAGCAUGGAAUGCAAAGCCAAGCACUUUAGGAUGCCACUGAAUUCAAUGGGAGAUGGUUAAGCCUUUGCAUAACACCUUUGUUGAUAUCAACAGGAUGCAAAGCUGCUCACCUUUAGCUGGAAUGAAUAUAAGAAGCCACUUUACACUAAGUCAGAACAUUGGCCCAUCUAGCUCAGCACUGUCUACACUGAACAGCAGCUGCUCUCCAGGAUUCAGGCAGGGAACAUACCCAGAGAUGCCAGUAACUGAGCCUGGGACCUUCUGCAUGCAAAGCGGGAGCUCUGCCCCUAAGCUUCCCAUGGGCCACUUAGUGUAUUUGUUGCCUGCAGAAAUCUCUACAUAACAAAAUGUUUGGCAUUGAUCAAUCGGUAGCACAUUUCCUGAUUAAAUCCAUUUGCUUUAGAUAAUAGAAUCAGCCACAUUUUGCAACCUUUCCCCAUUCUCAUGCCACCCAGGUGCAUUAUUUAACAUUUCAUACUUUCAUAUUCAAAGGAUUUUGUUUAGCUGUUUGUUUGGCAUGCAAUAUGUUCCUCCUAAUAUAAAAUAGUGGUUUCUUCCCACCCCACCCCCCGCCCCAAGACUUUCUUAUAACCUGUGAAUUUGAUUUUUGUGAAGCCCUUCAUAAAAAUUUGAAGAUGUGUGUAUAUUAACAUACAUUGAUUUAUUCACAGUGUUCUAUUACAUAUAAGCGAGGAUCCUGUAAUAUCAAGAAAGGUUAAGGGAGCAGUAGAGCGUGGUAUAUUUUAUUGACAGUUCCACCGAAAUUGAGCCACCUUUAUAUUGAAUUUGGAACACAGAAAAGAAAUUAGCUGGUAAAUAAGUCAUGAGGUUUACCUCUGAAUAUGUGUGUACAUCUGCACAGUGGCCAUUGAUAAGUAUAAUGGAACUUGGAUAGAAUUUCAAAAGGUGUGCUUUAAGCUUGUAGCUCUCCAAAGGGGUCUUAGUAGCUGCAGCAACAUAUUUAUUCAUGAAUAUUUGCUUGGGUUUGUACUAAAGUGCCUGCUUUCUGAGGUGUAUAGCAACUCUGAAAGCCAAGGACAGUGAUCAGAAGAGGAGGAGGAGGAAUCAAGGAGAAUUGAAUAAGUGGUCUCUGGCUUGCAGCCGAUGCUUUCUCAAAUAUAGAAAAGCACUGAAAUGCAUACCAAAGGUUUAUUAAACAUUUCACUGUUUUGUUUUUGAGAAGCACUACCUGUAAACCAGAGGCCAUUUAGCCCUAAUGAAACGUAAUGAAGUUAGGGUUCUUUCAUUUCUUCUUCUUCUUCUUCUGUGAUCACUCGUAGCUGAGUAAGAUUGUCUUCCAUAAACAUGGUUUUAACAGUGUCUAUAAGUGUCUGUGGACGCCAAUUCUGGAUCCACACGUCCUUCCACAGUGGAGACCUAGGUUUCCCGACGGGAGUUGAUCAUAGUGAAGGUUUUCCAAGCAUGCCUUCCUCUUAGCACGUUUCUCCCUUCCGUCCCGAGUUCAAGCGUCUUUGAGUCCCAUGACACCUUUGUUAAAGGCUAUUCUCUAAUUGGAGCACUCGCAGGCUAGUGUUUGCCAGUUGUCUGUGUUUAUGCUACAUUACCAUCAUCAAGACCCAGCAUUGUGUGGCCAAUGUCCUAUGUGAAACAUCAGCUAUGAAAAGUAGCUGCAAAGGUAGGAAGAUACCCACCCCAUUGUUGCCAGCUCAUUUGAGUUGGGGAGCUUCCUCAAGCUUGGUUAGAAAAGCUUAGGGAUUGCUCAUCUUCCUUGGUCCUAAAAGCUUUCCUAUGCCAUACCUGUGUCAGUAGCUCAGAGGCUGCCUAAUUCCCCAGAUACGUACAAACCAGCUAUUGUAUGAGCUGUGGUUGCUACUGGAAUGGGGGGGGGGUCAAAUAAGACACUUUGGGGGUGAUUGCAAAGGUUCAAGGAUCUUGCUUUACACAGUCCCAGUCAGAUGUGAACUUUUUAGAUAAACAACUUUCAAUCCAUAUAUCAAAGCACUAUGAAGUGGAACAUUUGUAAUCUAAUUAAGAUUGAUAGCGAGAUCGCAUGUUACCAGACCAAACUGGCCUUGGAUAUCUAUGAGACGAGUAAAUUUAGCAAAAAGCUUUGGGUCAAUCUUGAGAUUUAUUGAUAAAUAGUAUCAUUUUCUGAUGUUUCCCAUUAACCUACUAAUAUGUUGCAAAUCACUACCAAAAAACAACAAUAAAAAAAUGCCCUGUGACAUUUACUAUAGCAUGUACAAACGGUGUAAUUAUGAUCUGAUGAGAAGAGCUGCCGGGUGCCAAGUUAUCUAACUUAGGACAGUUGCAUUCGUAUCACAUCUGCUGUAUAGAUUUUUCCAGGCAUUCUAAUUGAAAGUUAGAUCUUUAUGGGAAUAGGAAAGGGAAUUAGUAAAACAUUACAAAAUUACACAAGGCCUCUGAUUUUCUCUUUCCUUCAUUUCAGAUUACAUACAAGGCUGUUGGGUCCCUAGAUCCCACCGCUGACCUGUCUAACCAAAGAGGGAAGGUCUUCAAACUAAGGAAUGAAACGCAUCAUCUCUUUGUAGGGCUGUAUCCAGGGACUACUUACUCAUUCACCAUCAAAGCCAGCACAGUGAAGGGCUUUGGACCCCCCAUCACCACAAGGAUUGCAACUAAAAUUUCAG
This is a messenger RNA of Podarcis lilfordi (Lilford's wall lizard), 36272 nucleotides long. NCBI's taxonomy places the organism in Eukaryota, Metazoa, Chordata, Lepidosauria, Squamata, Lacertidae. The record is from the annotation of a GenBank genome assembly.